Alexandromys fortis (reed vole) is the source of this 8233-nucleotide messenger RNA. RefSeq names its product multiple C2 and transmembrane domain containing 2 (gene Mctp2). Gene Ontology annotation, biological process: regulation of neurotransmitter secretion. Gene Ontology annotation, cellular component: synaptic vesicle membrane. The coding region runs from base 239 to 2872 and encodes 877 amino acids. The transcript is spliced from 23 exons. Lineage: Eukaryota; Metazoa; Chordata; Mammalia; Rodentia; Cricetidae. The record is from RefSeq and is a predicted model, not a curated record. Gene Ontology annotation, molecular function: calcium ion binding.
CCAAGGGGUGGCCGAGGAAGUCCCGCGGCCCUCGGGACGCUCUUGUGUCCUCCGCAUCAGGACUGCUUGGUGCGACCAUUACCACAGACAACAGCAACGGUGGAUCUCACGCAAGUGAGGGGCGCCUGCCCUCAGCGCUCUGCUGGACUGGUAAGUCCAGCCUCAGACAGGAGUCGCCGACGGUUUUCCAAUAGCAGAGCACUCUUGAGGAGUGGCAUUCUUGAUUCUUCAUGCAGUCAUGGAUCUGGAGAAACCAUCUGUCUGGGGCUCAUUAAAACAGCGGACCAGACCAUUGUUAAGCAACCUGAGCAAGAAGAAAGUUAAAAAGACCCCAAGCAAACCCUUGGACUUAAGGGUGAGGCAUCAUCUGGACCGGCGCCUUAGCCUCUCGGUGCCUGACCUCCUGGAAGCAGAAGCCUUGGACCCUGAGGGCCGGCCCUACUCGGGACCUCAGUCAUCCUACACCUCGGUACCCAACAGCCUGUCCACGGCAGGCAUUGUCCCCAAGAGCAGCAGCAGCUCCCUAAAGCAAUCUGAGGAGGAACUGGACUGGAGCCAGGAGGAAGCAAGCCAUGUACUCGGGGUGGACACCGACUCAGAGGAUAUCUAUGCCUCUUUUGCGGAGGAGCGGCAGGCAUCCAGCCAGAGUGGCCUGGAUCCGCACAAACAUCCCCUUGGAGAGGAUGCUCCGGAAGAGACAGAGAAGCCGCAUGGCAACGACGAUCUUAAUACUUCUAUGACAUCUCAUCAUUUUGAAGAAGAAUCUACGCUUGGAGAAGCCGGGGAUUGCCUGAGCCACCUCCCCAGCCCCUUCGCAUACCUCCUCACCAUACACCUGAAGGAAGGCCGCAACCUCGUGGUCCGGGAUCGCUGCGGCACGAGUGACCCGUAUGUAAAAUUUAAGCUGAAUGGGAAGACGCUGUACAAAAGCAAAGUCAUAUAUAAGAACUUGAACCCUAUUUGGGAUGAGAUAGUUGUGUUGCCAAUACAAAGCCUCGAUCAAAAGCUUCGUGUGAAGGUGUACGAUCGAGACUUAACCACAUCUGACUUCAUGGGUUCUGCCUUUGUCGUUCUCAGGGACCUUGAACUUAACAGGACUACUGAGCAUGUUUUAAAACUGGAAGAUCCGAACAGUUUGGAAGAUGACAUGGGAGUGAUUGUGUUAAAUCUGAACCUAAAUGUAAAACAGGGCGAUUUCAAGAGGCACCGUUGGUCAAAUCGGAAGCGGUUAAGUGCCAGCAAGUCCUCUUUGAUCCGCAACCUCCGGCUCUCAGAGUCCCUGAGAAAAAACCAACUCUGGAAUGGGAUUAUAAGUAUAACGCUGUUGGAAGGGAAGAAUGUCUCAGGAGGGAAUAUGACAGAGAUGUUUGUUCAGUUAAAACUGGGAGACCAGAGAUACAAAAGCAAGACACUGUGUAAGAGUGCAAACCCGCAAUGGCAGGAACAGUUUGACUUUCACUACUUCUCUGACAGGAUGGGCAUUUUGGACAUUGAAGUGUGGGGAAAGGACAGGAAAAAGCACGAGGAGCGACUGGGCACGUGUAAAGUGGAUAUUUCAGGCCUCCCGCUGAAGCAAGACAACUGCUUGGAGCUGCCUCUGGACAGCUGCCUGGGGGCCCUCCUCAUGUUGAUCACCCUGACUCCCUGUACCGGAGUCUCCAUCUCCGACCUCUGUGUCUGCCCCUUGGAGGAUCCCAGCGAGCGGAAGCAGAUUUCCCAGCGAUAUGCCUUACAGAACUCACUGAGAGACGUGAAAGACGUUGGCCUUCUCCAGGUGAAGGUUCUGAAGGCGGUGGACCUCUUGGCAGCAGAUUUCUCAGGGAAGAGUGAUCCUUUCUGCCUGCUGGAGUUGGGCAACGACCGACUUCAGACACACACCAUUUACAAAACCCUCAAUCCUGAGUGGAACAAAGUUUUCACAUUCCCUAUUAAGGAUAUCCACGAUGUUUUGGAAGUGACGGUGUUUGAUGAGGAUGGAGAUAAAGCCCCGGAUUUUCUCGGAAAAGUGGCCAUCCCCUUGCUGUCUAUUAGAGAUGGACAACCAAACUGUUACGUGUUGAAGAAUAAAGAUUUGGAACAGGCUUUUAAAGGGCUUAUUUACUUAGAGAUGGACCUCAUAUAUAAUCCAGUCAAAGCAAGUAUCAGGACCUUCGCUCCAAGAGAGAAGCGCUUUGUGGAAGACAGCCGCAAGCUGUCCAAAAAGAUCUUAUCAAGAGAUGCAGACAGGGUGAAAAAACUCACGAUGGCAGUAUGGAAUACAAUACAGUUCUUCAAAAGCUGCUUCCAGUGGGAGUCCACGCUGAGAAGUACAAUAGCGUUUGUGGUGUUUUUGGUCACUGUCUGGAAUUUUGAACUCUACAUGAUCCCUCUGGCAUUGUUGCUGAUCUUUCUGUACAACUUCCUCAGACCCAUGAAAGGGAAGGCCAGCAGCACACAGGACAGCCAGGAGAGCACGGACGUAGAGGAGGAAGAGGAGGAGGAGAAGGAAUCUGAGAAAAAGGGAUUAAUUGAGAGAAUCUAUAUGGUACAAGAUAUUGUUUCCACUGCCCAGAACAUCUUGGAGGAAGUCGCUUCCUUCGGAGAAAGGAUUAAGAACAUGUUUAACUGGACGGUGCCCUUUCUUUCCCUGCUGGCCUGUUUGAUUCUGGUCAUAGCCACGGUGGCUUUGUAUUUCAUUCCUCUGCGGUAUAUCAUUCUGCUCUGGGGCAUAAAUAAAUUUACUAAGAAGCUUCGAAAUCCUUAUUCCAUCGACAAUAAUGAGCUGCUGGAUUUUCUCUCCAGGGUGCCCUCGGACGUUCAAAAGGUGCAGUAUGCAGAGCUGAAGCUCGGUGGCAGCCACAGCCCACUUCGGAAGAAGCGGAGUACCGUCUAGGGCUCACGCUGACUGAGGACCCCAGGCUCCCGCGUGUAGCUGAUCAGACCUCCGUUGGGGUUGCUCCAGUGGUAUGGAGGUGCCUGGAAAUGGGUGCUCUGUGCAGCUCUCUCAUCAUCCUCUACUCUCUUCACAUCUACGGAUGCGCACAAGCCUGCACAUAUGUCCCCAUGCAUGGGUAUCCUGAUGCCUACACAGUCAGCUCAACCAAAGUCACCAAGUCUAAGACUGUGAGAGUCUCUCAUCCAUUUGUAGGAAAGACAUAAAACAAGGUGGCCACAGAGCUGAACUCUGUCCGUGAGAGCAAACAGGAGACUCACCUGAUUCUAGGAUGAUGCUGAACUUACUUCAAUACCGUCAGCAGAUUUUCACUAAGAUACAGUCAUUUCCGUCUGGAGCUGGUGUGGCUCACAAUCACAACAAUGAAGAAGCCAAGGCAGGACAGUCGCAAGCUCUGUGCCAGCCCAAGAGUUGUAACAUUCCAGUCUCUGCUCUGUUACAUAGUUCUGUCAUAAAAUGCGGCAAUCCACAGAGGUGAGGUUCUUUCCGGUCUCACCCUCACCCCCACCCCCUGCACUUGUUUCAGAUUAUUCUGCCACCGUUUAUCUAUCCAGAUGAUGUGCAUUAGAACAUGAACAUUUAGUGAUGUCUAGAACUAACCCAAAUAUAUUGGAAUCAGCUGUGAUUCCUCAAGUCAUGGUCAUGAUUUUGAUGACCGUUCAGUAAUGGAUGCCAGCCUGGAUGGCAUUUCAGCUGUGGUUGGCAAGGGGUGUCACCGACGGUCCCAAUGAAGAAUAAGGAUUUAAUGAUAAUAUUUUGUUGCUGGGAAAAUGCCAUUUCCUCCAACUUCACUUUUCUCGUAUUACCAAAACCAGAUGUCAGUAUGCAUCCUUGCAGAGAUGAUGCGGGUUGGGGGAGACUAAUUAGUAAAUGCAGGAAGUACUUAGGAAUAUGAACGUAGGAAGGGACUUACUUAGAGACUUGGUGAAAUACAGUCAUUUCAGUGACCCGAUGUUGUAAGCAGACAGUUAACAUGCUUUUGGCUGUCUGAAUUUGUCUUUUGUUUUUCUCAGGGUCAAAAUAAGAUAAAGACAAUACAAUUUCAUUUCAAAGCCCUGUUCAUACCAAACAACCACCAAAAAGUCCUCUCUAAAUAGCAUGCGUAUGAGUCCUGAGCUCCUAACAACUCCACAGCACACCCGGCUAAUUUGAAAACAAUUAAUUUUGUGCAUGUAGAAAAUGUAUACAGAUCUUAUUGUGUUAAAAUUAUAUAUAAGCUUUAAAAUCUGUAUUUCCUUGACACAUACUUGCUAUGUGAUGUUUGUAUAUAUAUAUAUAUAUACAGUUAUAUAUUAUAAAGAGAAGUUGAAGCGAAAAGAUGGAAUUUACUUAUGUUUACUUCUUUCUUUGUUUGUUUCUGCAUUGUAACUUAAUAACCUUCUAACAAAAUGUUUUAUGAAAAAUGCCAAAGAUUCUAAACUUUAUCAUCUCACGUCUGUUUUUCUUCAUAUUCUUCUUCCUGGUUUCUUUGUGGCAGAGCCCGAUUCCUGCAUGAUUUGAUUUACUUCAAGUUAAUGAAGCUGGCUGGAAAAGAGCCUUGAAGAGAUUCUAAAAGCCCCAGUAAAUCUGUUAGUUGUACAUACAAUAGCUACUCGAGAACGUCUUUGUCUAACCAGUUACUCAAUCUUCUGUGUAAACAAUACCGCAUUGUCUUGUUCCUGUCAUCCAGUUUAUCAUAGUCUGUCAUUUAGUAAUGACCCAAGGCAGACAUCUUUAAGCCGACGUGUGAGAUCUGAUCAGUCAUUGGAAUGAAAACUUUUGGGAGCAAAAUAACCCCUUAUUUAUUUAAAUGUAGAUCCCAUCCUUCAUGACUGUUCUUUUGCUUUAGAAUUUCUAAAUGAAAUAAUUUAUCAGACAAGAAGGUAUCAUUAGUGAGGAUUCUUUUCUCUCUAGCCCAAAUAGAACUCACAGCAUUAAAUUUAGGACACAAAUGCCAGCUGGUAUUUGGGAGCAAGACAGGGCCAACUUCUCCUAAACUCUCUACUGAAGACAAUCACUAGUUGAUUAAAUUGACAUUGCGUGUGAGAAAAUGAGUGUCUUUUGGAAGUGAAAUGUUAAGAUUUAUAUAAUUAUUAUAGUUGUACAGGUCUAAUCUUUGCAGACUCUGUUUAGCCCAGGAUCUCAGAAAAUGAUAAAUACUAUAAUUUAAUACCUUAUUCCAUCUUGAGGAAGCACCUGUCACAAACUGUGGGCAGAACUAUUAUCCUUGUGUGCAUGACACCAAAACUAUUAUGAGUUUCCUUUUUCUUCCACCACUAUUUGAUACACAAAAGGAAGAUUUAUUUUAACCCAAGAUCUUACCCACUUCUUCAAGAUCUUUCUUCUUCUUCCUGAGAAUGUUGACAAUUUGCGCUUCUGGAAAGCACUCCUAUGGCAUGUCCAGAUUUGUCAGCAUGACAGUUUGUAUGCUUUGGGACCAGUAUUGAAUAACAUGCAUGCUACUAGAAUAGAAUCACUGCAGUACCACAGCAGUGAAUUUGAUAGCUGAUCACCACUCUCAAAACAGAAAAGACAAAUGAAACUAAAUUCCCCACACUUCAACAAUUCAGACAUAAGUAUUUGGAGCCUCAUUCCCUAGUGUCCCAACAUGCCUUACAUUGACAUCUGGAGCCUAACCCUUAAAUACUCACAGCACUUCACACAAAAGACCAGUGUAGUGGGAUAUUUGUAAUCUGUGUGAAAAUGUUAUUGCUAUGAUUGAUGGAAUAAAAAGCUGAAUGGCCAAUAGCUAGGGAGGCGGUAUAGGUGGGACCUCCUGGGACGAAGAGGACUCUGGGAAGGAAAAGGCAGAGCUGCCAGUCAGCUAUGGAGAGGAAACGGGAGGAACAAGAUGGAAGAAAGCUAAUGCCAUGGGACAGAACAGAGAUUUAAAAAUAUGAGUUAAUUCAAGUUAUAAGAGCUAGUUAGGAACAAGCCAAAAAUAUUGGCUGAGCUUUCAUAGUUAAUAAGAAACCUCCAGGUCAUUAUUUGGGAGCUGGCUGGUGGGAUAGAGAAAGACUCAACUCCUUACUGGCAAGUCUUUAGAACAUGAAUCUUAUUAUAAAACUUACUUAGAAGCAGUACCAAGAGCUCCAUUUGACCCCUCAGACUUGGGCCAACAUGUGAAUUCCAUGAUAAAAAGACUAAGUGAUUUCUCUUUUACUUGCAAUAACGUAACUACCAUCUGCUUCUCUGAGUGGCAUGAUUUUUUCUCUCUCUAGAAGCUCACUCACUGUUUUAUUGGAGUAUAUUUCAAUAAAUUAUGUAUUUGUGUCUUGGUAAAUUAUUUUGUUAGUGCAUCACUGUCUUUCCUAUGUUGUUUUGCAUGGCAUCUGCUUUGUGACUAGCAGGCAGGUAGCAUACGUAGUGUGGAUACUCAGAAUGGAGGUCCAAUCACGUCUAGGAAAAGAUGGACGAUAAGGUGCAAGAUAUAGCCACAUUAGACAGAGUGUGUGAAAUCCACUUAAUGAUCUUGGAGAAAUUUGAAAAUUGCAUAUUCACACUGUUUGACUUAAAGAUAAUUAAGUGGAAAUACUGAAGUUGUAUGAAGUGUUCACAGUUCUCUUUUUAACCCCAUACUCCCAUUUCUAGCUCUACCAAAAUACCUUAAAGGCUUGUCUCCUGGACCGGGGGAGGGGGGGCAGGGGUCUCCUUGGAUAUACUUAAUUAAAAUGUUUGUACUUUUCUCUCAUCUCCAAACCCAUAAAAUGUAGUCACUUAAGGGUCGAUGUGGUCGUGUUUCUAUCCUGAUGGCCAUGACCACCUUGCAGGUCAACUGUCUGCAGUAUCCACAUAUCAUGCAAAUGGUGUUAGUGCUGGCAGUCCUAUUGGGCUGGGCUAGUCUUCUUACAGAUAUCCCUUUCACUGUUGAUCGCUCCCCCUAGUAUUUCUCACUAAGUAAAUUCUGUUCUUCAAAUCGUUCAAAGUUCUGCUCUGAUGAUGCUACCUUUGUCUUUAUGCUCUAUGAGUUUCCACUUCCUAAUGCAGUGUUAUGGUGAGGGCAUCAGCUGGUGAGUUUGGCCGUGUUAACAGUGCACAUCACUUAUGAAAACAAUCUUGCCAUCCUGAAGGACCUUCAUCCAAAUUACCUUCCGAAUGCCUUGUCUUCAAGCACAAAUAUCCAAUAAUUUGAAGAACACGGUUUGAGGGAAUGAACUUUAGAGGAUUCAACCGAAACAUCAAAAAAAAUCUUUACGUCUAUUGUAGGUCAAAGCUCCCACAGGCCUUGUCCCUGGUAUUCUCUCCAGAACACGCCAACAUGUAAGUCACUCCGAAACAUGGAUCUAACAGUACAACCACAGACCAUUUGUGUUUAUGUCUUUUCAUAUGUUGCUAUUAGAAAAAAGUAAUAAUAAGGAUAGAUUAUUAUUCAUAUCCUGGAUAAUAAUUAUUACAUGAAGUAGAGAGCUUAUUUUGUAUGAUAUAUAUGAUUUCUGGCUAUGUUAAUGUCAAACCAUUCAAUUAUACAAUGUCUUAAAUUUGAAGACAUUCUUACAAGGCAAUAGAAAAAUGUAAUAUUUGUGAACUAUAAAAUGACUUUUUGAUUCUUCUCUUAUUUUCUUGUAACUUAGCAAUUAACAUAUUAAACACAGAUUGGUACGCAUGAGCAGAAUAGGCAACAUUCCCCUAGUGGAGCCAGAUAGCAAUGGACUGAAGUUUUAUAAAACUUUUGUUCUAGUUGCAGUGGGUGGCUUAGCAAUUAGGAAAGUAUAGAGAAUAGUUCUGAGUCAUUUGUAGUGUUCCUAAAAUAGACUAAUGGUGCCCCAGGCUUAUGUAGCAUUGUACAGUGAGAGCAAAUAGCAAAGUCUAAUUGGGAAAUUAUAAGAGAAAAUGAGGAGGAAUUGGCAUCACUGGGGAGAGAGAGCGGAGUCAAAGAUGGCUGUUUGAUUCAAGGAAAUAAAAUGUAUGUAAUUUAUAGUCUUUCUCCAAGUCUAGGGAAGUAGUGUUGAUCUUUUGCUAUUGAAAUUAGUAGAGUGGGAAUCAUGGGUGGACUAUGGGAGUCAGUAUUGAGGUUGAGGAGCCUAAAGAGCCUCCAAUGGCAAUAAUAAGAAGGUAAUAAUGAUAGCCAUAGUGAUAAUAAUAAUAAAUAAUGAGAAGGUAACACUGUGUGUAGAAAGUGCUCAAAGAAGAAGCAUUCCAUACCUAGGAGAAGUAUAUUUCAGGACUAUCACUCAAACUGAGGAAAGCCUUGCUGUCUCAGAAAAUGGGUCUUGAAGACAGCAUUCAAACAUGUAAUCAUGAGGUGGUUAAGAGUGUGGAUAACCAAGCUGGCUUAUUUGGUAAAGCCCCAGGUGUACCAGCGUGAGAACCAGAAUUCAGAUU